UUCUUCAUUUUGGGAAUGUGCAGCCUUUUACACCAAAUUGUUUACAAUUCAGAAAUUGCUGCUAUUGCUCAGUAUUGCCCAGUGUUGAACAGAGAUUCUACUGUUUAUUUUUAGUGUUUUCGAAAAUGUAACAAUGUCACAGUACAAACUUAGAUACACAUAAAACAUUUGUAAUUUGCUAGUCUGUUUUGAAUGUUUAUAGUGAGUUGAUUGUCAGGGGUGCUCUUAAAUUAUUAAAUGCAGACUGCUGUAAAACUAGGGCCAACCCUCUAAAUACAUAGCUCUGCUUGAACCUUAAUUGUUUUACCUUAACCUUCCCUAACAAUUAGACACCUGAAGUAUCCCACCUAGACACCAUCACUUAAGGACAUGGAGGUAGGCUAAGGAUAUCACAAUUCCUGCACGGAUUAAUUCAUCAGCACCUCCAUAAAAUCCUUUCUCAGAACUCAUCAUGGAUAUGGAUUCUGUGUAUCAGUAUUUAGGAUUUCAAGCACAAACCAGCGAUGAUUCAGAGAGUUCAAGGGUCAACCUGUGGCUGUAUGGAGUAGCUACCUCAGUGGUUCUGUGGACUAUAGGAUGGCUAUACAGAGACAGUCUGGAGAUAGAGGACAUCAACCAGAAGCAUGUAUUUGUGACAGGGUGUGACUCUGGAUUUGGGAACCUGCUAUGUAAAAGGUUGGACCGGCGGGGUUUCAGGGUGAUAGCUGGCUGUCUGACAGAGAAAGGAGCUGAUGACCUAAAGAGGGCGACUGGGCCAUACCUAAAGACAGUUCUACUAGAUGUGACGAGCACAGCGAGCAUACAGAAAGCUAUGGACUGGACCAAGCAGGAAGUUGGAGAAAAAGGACUGUGGGGGCUUGUGAACAACGCAGGACGCUCCCUGCCCAUGGGUCCAUCUGAGUGGAUGAAGCUAGAGGACUUUAACAGCACCCUGAAGGUCAACAUGACAGGGGUGAUUGAGAUGACCCUCACCUUCCUGCCCCUUAUCAAACAGGCCCAGGGGAGGAUUGUCAAUGUGGCUUCAGUACUGGGCAGAGUCGCUGCUAAUGGUGGGGGAUACUGCAUCUCCAAGUUCGCUGUGGAGUCUUUCUCUGACUGCCUCAGGAGGGAUAUCCACUACUUUGGUAUCAAAGUGUGCAUAAUUGAACCAGGAUUCUUUAAGACAGCUGUUACUAGUCUGGACCCCAUUGAGAGAGAAUUGCACCGCCUGUGGAACCAGCUCACUCCUGAAGUGAAAGCCAGCUAUGGUGACAAAUACCUGGACAACUACAUACAGAUCCAACGGUUGAUCAUGAAUGCUGUUUGUGACUCUGACCUGAGUAAAGUCACUAACUGCAUGGAGCAUGCCUUGAUUUCUGCCUACCCCCGUACCCGCUACAGUGCCGGCUGGGAUGCCAAGUUCGGGUGGAUACCCCUUUCUUACAUGCCGUCUUGUGUAAUUGAUAUUGGCCUGAAACUGGACCUGAGACGGAUGACGUACAACUACCCCCCUCCCCCUUGGUGUUCAUCUACACCAGGCCCUGAGACGGAUGACGUACAACUACCCCCCUCCCCCUCUGUGUUUAUCUAAACCAAGACCUGAGACAAAUGACGUACAACUACCCCCCCUCCCCCCAGUGUUCAUCUACACCAGGCCCUGAGACGGAUGACAUACAACUACCCCCCUCCCCCUUGGUGUUCAUCUACACCAGGCCCUGAGACGGAUGACAUACAACUACCCCCCUCCCCCUUGGUGUUCAUCUACACCAGGACCUGAGACGGAUGACAUACAACUACCCACCUCCCCCUUGGUGUUUGUCUAUGAACCAAAUGAAGACCCCAGUAAAACAGAAAACUUUCAACAGCUCUGUGAAGAAAUGGGGAGGGCCUACAUAGACUCCAAAUAAAGACAAUGGGAGUGGUGGUAAUGUCUGGGGUCAUGUGUUAAUGAUAAACCAAUCAUUGAACAAUGUUGUAUAAUAUGUGUAUGCUUCAUAAACAAAGGGAGGGGACUGAAAGAUGAUAUCAUGGUAAAUCAAUCAUUGUAAAAUAAUGUAAAAUGUGUACCUCCCUCAUAAACAUCAUGAAUAAAAACAUUAUAAAAGGGCCUGGAGUGUCCCACAACGGGGGCUUUUCUAUCAAAGAGAUGAUCUGACUCUUGAUAACUGGACCCUCCCGGAACCUGGCGCUGUCUGUACUAAUGAUUGACUAACUUAAAUAAAGGUAGGAACUGUCUCCC
Esox lucius (northern pike) is the source of this 2218-nucleotide messenger RNA. It is a transcript of the gene rdh5, whose product is annotated as retinol dehydrogenase 5 (11-cis/9-cis). The coding region runs from base 452 to 1570 and encodes 372 amino acids. The transcript is spliced from 8 exons. The record is from RefSeq and is a predicted model, not a curated record. Gene Ontology annotation, molecular function: oxidoreductase activity. Lineage: Eukaryota; Metazoa; Chordata; Actinopteri; Esociformes; Esocidae.